CGAAAAGUUUAUUAGAGGAGUGUAAAUGAGUAAUGAUCGCAAAGCCCUAGACCCCGCCGCUAUAUAACCGAGGGAACCGCGCCCUCCCCGCCGCCUCCGCCGCCGCCGGACACCAGCCCCCUCUUCCAAGAUGUCGAAGCGAGGGCGCGGAGGUUCCGCUGGUAACAAGUUCCGGAUGUCGCUGGGUCUGCCCGUGGCAGCCACCAUCAACUGUGCUGAUAACACUGGAGCCAAGAACCUGUACAUCAUUUCAGUGAAGGGGAUCAAGGGACGACUUAACAGGCUUCCUUCUGCCUGUGUUGGUGACAUGGUGAUGGCCACUGUGAAGAAAGGGAAGCCUGACCUGAGGAAGAAGGUCAUGCCAGCUGUCGUCGUGAGGCAGCGCAAGCCAUGGCGCCGAAAGGACGGUGUCUUCAUGUACUUUGAAGACAACGCUGGAGUCAUUGUGAACCCAAAGGGAGAGAUGAAAGGUUCUGCCAUCACUGGACCUAUCGGCAAGGAGUGUGCUGAUCUGUGGCCCAGGAUCGCCAGCGCGGCGAAUGCAAUUGUCUAAUUGAAGCAGCUAGCUUAAAGUUUUGAUAGCAUCUCACUUUCAGUAUCAUAUUUGGCCCUCUAAGGGGUUUAAUGGAUGAUCUGUGCUGCUGGAUUAUGGCAUGUUAGCUUUAAAGAUUUUGCACUGCGAUACUUAGUAUGGUACUGUUGCUGACAUUUAGCGGUUUAAAAUUCGAAUAUAUUCCAGAAUUUCUGCGUUGCUGUUGCGUUCGUCUGGCCCUUUAAAGGGUUUAAUGCAUGAUCUGUGCUGCUGGAUUAUGGCAUGUUAGCUUUAAAGAUUUUGCACUGCGAUACUUAGUAUGGUACUGUUGCUGACAUUUAGCGGUUUAAAAUUCGAAUAUAUUCCAGAAUUUCUGCGUUGC
Lolium perenne is the source of this 914-nucleotide messenger RNA. Its product is annotated as large ribosomal subunit protein uL14. Gene Ontology annotation, cellular component: ribosome; cytosolic large ribosomal subunit. Gene Ontology annotation, molecular function: structural constituent of ribosome; large ribosomal subunit rRNA binding. Gene Ontology annotation, biological process: translation. The record is from RefSeq and is a predicted model, not a curated record. Lineage: Eukaryota; Viridiplantae; Streptophyta; Magnoliopsida; Poales; Poaceae.